This is a messenger RNA of Didymodactylos carnosus, 753 nucleotides long. The record is from the annotation of a GenBank genome assembly. NCBI's taxonomy places the organism in Eukaryota, Metazoa, Rotifera, Eurotatoria, Philodinida, Philodinidae.
AUGACUCAAAAAAUGACACUAGAAGCAAGGCUUUUUUACGUUGGUGUUGCUCUUAUGCGUAUUAUUCCUGAUCGUGAUGGUUAUACUGCUAUUCAUAUAGUUGAGCAAAAUGCUUUCGUAUGGACAAGAAAACGAAAAAGAUGCGGUCUAUCAACCAUAUCAAUAACCUGUUCCGAAUUAUUUAAUGCAAUGGCAAUGAAUGUACAUUUAAAUAAUUCGAAACAGGUUAUUGAUAUCGUUGAUAUUGACAUGCAUCGUAUUCGUUGGAUUGAAUUAUUUGGCUCUAAUAUUCAUUCUGAACUAUCAUUGUCGAUCAAUCAGUGGUUAGUCAUUGAAUCUGACACAAAUCGCUUUUAUUUAUUGGAAACCAACGGAGAAUUAGGAGAAAUAGAUUGUACUAUCGAUAAUAGUUCUCGUAUAUUAUCAAUCAAAAUGUUAAAUGGGAAUGUUGGACUUGUCAUGUGUAUAUCAAAACAAAAAAGUCAAAUCCUAGGUUCAUCAACAAAUGACGCAUUUAUUGCUACUCAUUAUGAUUUGUUCAUUUGCAAUCCAACAGACUAUACAACUUAUGUCGACUCAACCUUUAGAAUUCAUAAAUGGGAAAAUUAUCUAUUAGUAAAAAAGCUUGGUCAAAUAUCAAUCAAUGAUAUUCAAAUGUUUUAUUCUCCAAUACAUUUUGCUCAAGAUCUGGAACAUCGUUUAAUAAACAACGUUUAUAAUCAUAUGUGUCAACAAAAUAAAGGUCCUAAUUGA